AUGGAUCAAAAUAUUCUUAUUGAAGAUAUUAUAGGUACAAAAAAUACACUUAUAAUUCUUCGUCAAGUUUUUACUGUAAAUCGAAAUUCACUUGAACCAUUCUCACUUAUCUUCGAUUCGAUUACAAAGCUAAUUAAUAUCUUAACUAAUUCAUCCGCCAAACAAAUUGAAACAGCUUUACUAUUAAGUGAAUCGAACAACUUUUUCAAAAACCUUGCAAACACACUUGAUGAGUUAAGUGAUGCAAUUACAACGAAAAAGAAUAUUUCAAAAAUCAAUGAUGUAAAUGAACAACUUGUCUCCGCUGUUCAAAAACUUCAAUUAAGUUCAUCUUAUGUAGUUAACAAUGAGGACAAAACUGCAGAUGAUAUAUUCAAGAAACUUUUACAGCCAGAUACUCAUAUGCACACCAUUCCUCAGCCUGAAGCUCCAGAAUUUACUGCCGACAUAUCAGUUUCUUCUCUCGAAGAUGACGAAGCAUUGACACGUCCUAUUUUCCUUGAACAAGAAGACAAACAAAUGGUAUCUGCUAAUACCGAUGAAUUUGCAUAUUUUCGUUUUUCCAGUCGACGACGUAAUCCUUCGGUUCCUUCUAAGGAAAAGACAGACACUGUCGGUCCUACCCGACCAACCAAGUCACGUUUACCGAUGCGGGCUCCCAUUAUUUCUCGUCCUAAUGAACAACCUGUAAACAAGCCUCGACUAAUGAUCAGUUAUAAUCAUGCUUCGAAGCCAUUAUGCACUGACAUUUAUGAAAGCUUGACAAAGGAUGGUUACAAUGUAUGGAUUGACUUCGAACAAAUGCAUGGAAACACACUAGUUGCAAUGGCACAAGGUGUCGAAAGUUCCGAUAUAUUUCUCUACUGUGUAACGGAAAACUAUAGUCAAUCGCGUAGUUGUCAAAAAGAAGCUGAAUAUGCAUUUGUUCAACAAAAGAUUAUGAUUCCAUUAUUUUUACAAUCGAAAUACAAACCGUGCGGUUGGUUAGGACUUCUUGUGGGUACUAGUUUAUAUAUUGAUUUUACGAAGAAUGAUUUUACUCAGAACUAUGCGAAGCUAAAAAGUGAGAUUGAAGCAAAUUCAAUGCGUAUAAGUAGUAAUAAAAAUGAUGUUCCAAGAUUGACAUUAAAUCCGACUACUAAUGGCCAAGGACAAAUUCAUAAAGAAACUGAUAAUCCUUCAUUAACUAAGACAAAUUCAGAUCCAACUGUGAAAAAGUAUCGUACUUGUGCUCUCAUAUAA
Messenger RNA from Adineta steineri, 1242 nucleotides. The record is from the annotation of a GenBank genome assembly. NCBI's taxonomy places the organism in Eukaryota, Metazoa, Rotifera, Eurotatoria, Adinetida, Adinetidae.